Molecule: messenger RNA, 3813 nt
Organism: Esox lucius (northern pike)
Lineage: Eukaryota; Metazoa; Chordata; Actinopteri; Esociformes; Esocidae
Gene: tmem51a
Product: transmembrane protein 51a
Exons: 3
Coding region: 619-1377 (252 amino acids)
Source: RefSeq, a predicted model, not a curated record
UUCCGCUGUAGAGGAUAGUCCUGCUUAGCGUAGACAGUAGUUUUGGACAAGAAUAUGAGUUAGCUUACUAAGUUUAUUGGUUUUCGGAGCACGCAAUUGUGCGAUCACCAGUACAUACCCCAGUUGUCUCCCUUUGAACGAGAUUAUUGGUUUAACGUUAUGGUUUUAAUUGGGGGGGCAACAACAGUAACUAGGUAGGCUAGCUAGUAGUUAGCUACUGUUGUAAAAUGUAACGCGUUAGGACAAUGAAUUCGGCAAUAGGGGGUUUUGUUAGAUCGAAAAUAACUUAACUGUUUCAGCUCUAAUUUAUUAUUCAUUUAAUUUUACCUCUCUUAAAACAACUUCAUGCCUUACUUUUGCUGAAACACCAGAGUAGACGUCAUAAAACAAGUAUUUCAGCAAAUAAGUCUCUUCGGAUGGUGAAAUCCGCAGUUUUUGCCCGAGGAAAUGUUAUUUGACAUUGGAGCUGCAGUCUGCAUACAAAAUACGUUGAGUAUGCUUUACCAGCUGAAGCAUGUCUUAUUGUGAUUUCACAACCGUUGACAGGUGUGAAGCAAUUAACUGUCCUAGCUGAACACUAGCAGGGCCUACGUUUUGGGUGAAUUGUACUCCAGCGUGAUGUCCCCGAACCCCACUGUUGUCAACAGCCACAACAACAGUCCUGGGAACUCAGGCUCCCAAUAUGCCCUGUGUGCCCUGGGGGUGGGGCUGGUGGCCCUGGGCAUUGUCAUGAUCGUGUGGAGCGUGGUGCCCGCCGACAUGGCCGGGAACAGCAGCAGUGGCACCGGAGGAGGGAACUCAAAACCGGACAACCGGGGGAAGGCUUCAUCAGUUGCCUUUGUUCUGGCCGGGGCUGGGGUGGCCAUGCUGUUGCUGUCCCUGUGCCUAGGGAUGAGGAACAAGCAGAGGGAGCGGCAGGCACUCUUAGAAGGGCAGACUCCGGGGGCGGGCAACAUAACUGCUAGUGUGGAGGAUGCCGAGACGGCUGAGGAGCAGGCCCAGAGGUACAACGUGCCCAGCUACGAGGAGGCGGUAGGCAGCGGUCAGUACCCCAUACGCCAGAGCAACCUGCGUCACAGCGCCUCCCAGCUGCCCUCAUAUGAUGACCUGGUGGACGGGGUGCAAAUAGACAUGGAAGGAUGUGACUUCACAGCUCCUGAUUCAACCAACCCCGCUUCCUCUGCUGCUGCUGCAGCUGUUCCACCUAACCGCUGGGCUGCGCGCACGGGCCUCAAGCUCCUUCCGCUUAAGAUCCGGAGGAUUAAAUCGGAGAAGCACCAUAUGAACAGCACAGAAAACUCCCUGCCGCCGGAAGGGAUCAGUAUUGAGCCUCUCACUCCGCCACCAAUGUAUGAGGACAAGGUGCCCCAGCUGUGAGGCCUGGCAGUGCUGUGGUGGAUGAUGAAGAUGCCCUUGUCGUGUAUCUGUGGCUAAAUGACUGGCUGACCUGAAGAUCAGUGAGCAGUGAACUUCUGUAUGUGUUGCUGUGGGAUUUGACUGAAACUUUGGGUUAACACUAAUAUUGACGGUGGUUAGGGACGACUUGAACGUGAUUCCAGGGACAGUAAAGCGUGUAGGGACAUUGAAGCUUGUUCUAAGGGUUAGUCUGUUUAGGAAAAGUGCCCUGCUUUAAUGUCUUAGAUGGCCUGCUAUUACUUUAUGACUAAUGGGUAUUUCAGGUCAAUUAUCAUUUCUAUGCUGUUCCUGAGAUUAUUUCUCAUGUCAGCCAUGGUGUGUGGAGGUAUCAGUUUUAUUACUAAUGUGCUCCUUGCAUUAUGGGAGAGGUGUUAUAUCCGUUGACUGAAUUAAAGGCCACCAUACUCUGUGAUGCAGAUUGUUUCCGGUGUUGCUUGUCUAGAAAUAAAGACAGACUGAGACUGACUCAUGGAUUGCUAAAAGCCUUUGCCCUGUAGCCAUAGUGAAGUGGGGUUGGGCCCUGGCAGUAGUGUAGACGUGCAUGUUUCCUUGGCUCAAGUACAACACAAGGACCUUUCUCUGAGCAGCUGUGUUAAGGGGACCCACUGCUCUCUUACUCGUCAUUGUUGAACUAUGCAACACUGGCUCUUUGACUGGUGGCACUGAAUAUUAAGAAAAUGAACUUCUGUUAUCGGGUGUUUCAUCCCAUUUUUGUUAACUAGAGCAAUAAGACCGUGGUGCCUUUUACUGUAUCUCUCUAGUAUUGUUGUUUCAUGCUUAUGGGACUAUGGAAAUAACAGGAUCCGUGCAGUAUUUGGAAUUCCGGAAUGUUCUUUUUGUACUAAUAAUUUUCUUCUGAUUUGAUGGCUCAUGGGUUAAGCUGUUCAGCAACUAUGCAGUACCCUAACUGUACACAUUGGCCUUCUUCACAUAAGUGAACAGUUACUUAAAUGUCAUGUGCUUACAGAACACAGGACUUUUGAAGAAACAUUUAAUUCCUGAAUGACUAGUUUGCAUGUUUAGUUUUAGAUGCAUUUUGACUGCUCUGAAGAAAGUUUGUUUAUACUGUACUGUUGAAAUAAUUUGUAGUUGUCAUUCCUAUACAGGGCUCUAUGCACCUCUGCCUGUGUGGGACAUUCUGUGGCUUCUUACCACCAUGUUUUAUUCUUAUACUUUAACCUGUAAGCAGUCUAUGGUCAUAUGGUGUGUCAGUGGUUUAUGCUUUAGUUUAGCUCAUUUCCAAAUGCCAACCUUUCAACCUAUCAUUUGUGGCAUAACUCCCAGUCAGGUCCAUAGACUGGUAGUAUCAUGUUUUUGUGCAUCCAGAUUGUCCAAAAGUAUCUGGAAUUGAUUGUGGAUCUGAUUAAGGCACUUACAGAUUAUUUAUAUAAUAAUAUUGAGAGAAAUGUUACAAAAUCAUUGAUAUUGUACUUUUUUGCAUAUGUUCAAAUAAUCUAUUAGGUUCUUUGUUGAACUUCAAAAUACAUUUCAAAUACUUUUGUGAAUUGACAAAUGUUAAAUAUCUUCCUUUGUUUUUGCAUAUCCAUCAGUAAUGUCACCACCAAAAAUAAGUGGAAAAUAUUCAAAACACACUGUUUUAUAAUAGAAAACCAUGCUCAAAGUUCUUCCAUUAACAGAUUCAUUAACAGAUUAUGGCACUUAAAAAUAGCAUUUAUAACUUUUGUCAUAUCCUAUUACCUAACAUAAUUUGUACCAUGAACUGAAUGAUGGAUGUGUAUGCCUAAAAAAACAUUUCCAUUGUAUUGUAAAAUGAUUGUAUAAGAUGAGGUCUGUCUAAUACAUAUGUUGACUUCAAGAGAAGUUCAGAAUUUCAAUAUCCUGAGAAAUAAAAUAAAAUAUAUAUUCUGAUCAAAUAAUUUUAUUGUAACAUGUUCCUGGGACUUCAUAAUGGUUUUUAGAAACCAAACAAACGUGUGUCUGGGAAAUCAUUAACCAUACCAAUUGCUAUGAUGGAUUUUGUUGAGAUAAUGUAGGUGCUGUUUAGCCAAGUCAAAGAUCUUUUUGUGCUGUUUUAGGAAGACAAAAUGCUGAUUGAGGAAACGAAGCAUGAGAAUGUAAUCUUCAGUGGUCUUAAGGUCAUUCUCUGUGUAAACUACUUGUUGAACUAUUUGACUUUCAAAAUGUUCCAUAAAACUGUGUUUGUCAUUGUUGAUAGACCACAGUAUUGUUUAAUAGAGUAUUUACUGCUGACUUCUGCAGACAAGCCUAUAGGCAAAGUUGUACGACAACAGAAAGUUAUUUAUUAAACAGUAAAGGGAAUGUGUUUGUAGCAUGGUUUGAAUUGACUUCAGGAGACUACAUGCUGUCAAAAGGCAAUGUCCUUGAGGCUACAUGCUGUCAUGGACAUUGUAAUAUACAAGAAAACAGCAUUAUAAU